CAUACAAGCAUCAUUCCCAUCCUCUAGAAAACCAUUUUUCCUCCAUCCUUGAAACUACAAGAUCCUACACAUCUUCAAUCACACUCAAAUUUCUUAUUUAUCAGUGCUGUUUUAUUUGCUUUCACCUUUCAAUCAAUGUCAUCAACAUAAUGGUUAUUGGGUCUCCACAAAUGUUCUUGAAAACCUCAAAGUUUUGAUCUUUUUAAUUUGCAGCUUGAAAAUGGAUAGAGUUUGAGUCACCAGACAUCAAGAAUCUCUGUGUUCUUCAAUACCCAGUUUUACAGAAAAUCUCCAAACAAAGAGGGGUUUUGUAAAAUCUUGAAACAAUGGAGUCUCCGGCUUCUGCGAAGAAAUCGAAUCAAAGCUUGAGUAGAAACAAGACUAUGGAGAAAAAAGAUGACACAUCUUUGCAUAUUGCUGUUAGGCAAGAGGAUUUAGAUGUUGCUUUUGAGAUUAUGAGUAGUUGUGAUGAACAAAAGUUGGUUGAAUUGCUGUUGAAGAAGAAUCAAUCCGGUGAAACUCCACUUUAUGUGGCUGCUGAGUAUGGGUGUGUUGAUUUGGUUAAAGAGAUGAUCAAGUAUUAUGAUUCUGAGGCUGCAAGUGUUAAGGCUAAAAAUGGGUUUGAUGCAUUUCAUAUUGCUGCUAAACAAGGAAAUCUUGAGGUACUGAAGGUUCUUAUGGAAAUGCAUUCAGAGCUUUCAAUGACUUUUGAUCAAAGUAACACCACACCAUUGCACACAGCAUCAGAACAAGGUCAUAUUGAAGUGGUGAACUAUCUUUUGGAGAAAAAUAGUAGCAUGGCUAAUAUUGCAAGAAGCAACCUUAAAACCGCUUUACACUCGUGUGCAAGACAGGGCCAUUUAGAUGUGGUUAAAGCGCUUUCGCAAAAAGUACCCGGGAUUGUUGCUAGAGCUGAUAAAAAGGGACAAACCGCCCUGCAUAUGGCGGUUAAGGGACAAAAUGUUGAGGUUGUUAAUGCACUUAUUGAAGCCGAUAAUGGGUUGAUAAAUAUGGUUGACAAACAAGGUAACACCGCGCUACAUAUCACUACAAGAAAGGGUCGCACAGAGAUUGUUUGUGCCUUGCUAAACCACAAAGGAACAAUCAACAAACAAGUCAUCAACAAAUACGGCGAAACCCCACUCGACACGGCUGAAAAAUUCGGCCGAUCAGAAAUCGCCAUCAUCCUACAAAAACACGGUGUCCCAAAAGCCAGAUCAAUUAAAAACACACAACCACCAUUAACACCCACCACCCGCGAACUAAAACAAACAGUUAGCGACAUCAAACACGGAGUCCACGACCAACUAGAACACGCCAUCAGAACUCAAAAACGAGUCAAAGGAAUCGGCAAACGAAUAAACAAGAUGCACCUAGAAGGUCUCAACAACGCAAUCAACUCCACAACUGUCGUUGCAGUCUUAAUCGCAACGGUCACAUUCGCAGCCAUUUUUCAACUCCCCGGACAAUACGUAGAUGAUGAUGAUCCGAAAAAAAUCCCAAAUGGGUUCUCAUUAGGAGAAGGAAACAUUGCUGCAAACCCUGAGUUCAUAGUCUUCUUGCUCUUUGACUCACUAGCAUUGUUUAUAUCACUAGCAGUUGUGGUAGUUCAAACAUCAAUAGUGGUGGUUGAAAAACGUGCGAAAAAACAAGUGAUGGCGGUUAUUAAUAAGCUCAUGUGGUUGGCGUGUGUGUUUGUUUCUGUUGCGUUUCUUGCGUUAUCCUUUAUUGUUGUGGGAAAUGAGAAGUGGUUGGCGGUUGGUGUGACAGUUAUUGGGUCGGUUACAUUGGCAUCGACGUUAGGGACUAUGUGUUAUUGGAUAAUAACGCAUAGGAUGGAAGCUAAAAGUAUAAAAAGCCGAAGGAUGUCGGGGUCAGUGUCGAUUUCGCCACUGUCGGAUUCUGAGAAUGAGGAUUUUAGGAAACUAUAUGCUAUUUGAUCAUCAGCAUUAUGUUGUGUUUUUUGUAUGUUUUUCUGUUGAACUGAAUGUAUGAUAUCUGUCUUGGUACAUAGGGUACCACUUGAUUUGUAUAUAUUUUUCAAGAGUUAUAUAAAGUAGCAGAAAAUUGGUCCA
Messenger RNA from Helianthus annuus (common sunflower), 2075 nucleotides. Its product is annotated as ankyrin repeat-containing protein At5g02620. Gene Ontology annotation, cellular component: plasma membrane. The record is from RefSeq and is a predicted model, not a curated record. The transcript has 4 exons. Bases 327 to 1940 code for a protein of 537 amino acids. Gene Ontology annotation, molecular function: protein phosphatase regulator activity; protein phosphatase 1 binding. Lineage: Eukaryota; Viridiplantae; Streptophyta; Magnoliopsida; Asterales; Asteraceae.